This is a messenger RNA of Eucalyptus grandis, 1921 nucleotides long. RefSeq lists its product as uncharacterized. The transcript is spliced from 11 exons. The record is from RefSeq and is a predicted model, not a curated record. NCBI's taxonomy places the organism in Eukaryota, Viridiplantae, Streptophyta, Magnoliopsida, Myrtales, Myrtaceae. The coding region runs from base 295 to 1530 and encodes 411 amino acids.
GCCGAGAAUUUAGAACAGAGGAGAAGAGGCAGAGCAGAGAGGCAGCCAAGGCACGUUCGCUCCCCUGUUCUCGCCCUCCGCCCCUUCAUCUCCCCCUCGCGAGCUCGCAUGGAACGCAGCAUACGUCGUGGCACGGCCGCUUCUGUCCAUCGCCUCUCCAGCCUUACAGAGUUAGCGAAGCGCUAACCAAGCUCAGGAGAUCGGUUGAUAGAUCACUUCAAGCGGAGGUAUCAGCUGCCUUACUCUAAGGAGUAAUAGAGAAAGCCACGAAGAGCAAUCUGAGCUGUGGAAGAAAUGGCUGUGCGGCUUAGCCGGCCAUUUCCUUCGAUAGGCGGUGGCGGCAGUUUCGUGCCCAAUUCCCGUCUAUCUACGACAAAGCCACGCGAAAUCUGCAUGGCUUCAUACCAUCCAUCAUGGAAGAGAGAUUAUACAAGUGUAAUGAUAGUGCCCACUGGGGUUGGCGCGUCCAUUGGAGGAUAUGCCGGUGAUGCUUUGCCUGUUGCCCGCACUCUCUCUUCAGUUGUCGAUUGCCUCAUCUCUCACCCCAAUGUUCUUAAUGCAGCAAUGCUCUACUGGCCAAUGCCUAAUGUGUUAUAUGUUGAAGGCCAUGCUCUUGAUCAGUUUGCAGAAGGCUCAUGGGCACUGCAGCCUGUUCACCAAAAUAAGGUUGGUCUUGUUCUUGAUGCUGCAAUAGAAGAAGAGCUUCGAGUUCGUCACUUACAAGUCGCUGAUGCAACACGAGCUUCACUUGGUUUGCCUGUUCUGGAAUAUAUUGUCACGGAUACCGCAUUAGAGGUGGAGAAAUGGAUUGAUCCUGAGAAUGGUCAUUCUACUGGGAGGAUCAAGCAUCCUGGCGCACUAUUGAGAGCUGUACAAACUUUAGUAAGCAGAGGAAAGGUAAAUGCUAUUGCUGUUGUGGGACGCUUCCCCGACGAUGAUUUGGAUGACACGGAUGAUUAUCGACAAGGGAUGGGAAUAGAUGAUAUAGCGGGAGUUGAGGCACUUAUAAGUCAUUUGGUGGUAAAGGAGUUUCAGAUACCCUGUGCUCAUGCUCCUGCUAUGUCGCCCCUGCCCCUCAGCCUCUCUCUCUCCCCGAAAUCGGCUGCAGAGGAGUUAGGAUAUACAUUCCUUCCUUGCGUGCUUGCCGGGCUAAGCAAUGCACCUCAGUACUUAGUCGACAAAUCGGAGUUUAUGGAGAAAAGGUGCAUAUUAAGCAGUGAUGUUGAUAGUGUUGUUCUUCCUAUAGAUGCUUGUGGAGGUGAUGGUGCUCUUGCUUUCGCAAGAAGGAAAAAGAAGCCACUGAUAAUCGUUGUGGAGGAGAAUGAAACAGUUCUCAGUGACACACCAGACAAGCUACAGAUUGAAGCGGUAAAGGUGUCUAAUUACUGGGAAGCAAUAGGUGUUAUUGCAGCUCAUAAGGCCGGCGUGCUCCCAGAUGCUCUAAGGAGGAACAGGAUAGGCAACAUCUGCAGUGUUUCAGUUGCACCUCCUAACGGCAGUGCAGUUGCUAGUUUUGCCUCUUCUGCUUGAUCUGAUGUAGAGGCCUCAUUCAAACGACACAGUUAAAUGGCACGCACGGGAACUUCUUGAUGUGCAAAAGGGAUUUAUGGCAAGAAUCACGUAGAGGACUCAUUUGCAAUAUCGAGUACUUUAGAUUGACCAAUAAUGUCUUCUGUUUUAUCUUUUCGUCGGUGUUAAGAGUCCUCUACCUAAAUAGAUAGUGGACCCGACGCUUUUGUGGUUGAUCUACUCUCUCCUUCUCCCUGUGGGUCACCAAGGUGGCCGACAUUACUUGCUCCAAAACAAGGCUUAGGUGUUUGAUGGAACAUAAAUCCGCUGGUCCAGAAGUACAAGUGUACCACGUUGGUAAUGGUCCUCACAUUGUCACUUCAAUGCCUUAUCGACUUGUUUCGAUUGAUUA